Molecule: messenger RNA, 2393 nt
Organism: Sardina pilchardus (European sardine)
Lineage: Eukaryota; Metazoa; Chordata; Actinopteri; Clupeiformes; Clupeidae
Product: tripartite motif-containing protein 16-like
Exons: 6
Coding region: 291-1964 (557 amino acids)
Molecular function (GO): zinc ion binding; protein binding
Source: RefSeq, a predicted model, not a curated record
UUUUCAACCUCUGCUUAAUAUCCAGCAUGAGCACGUACGCUCAUCCUGUGAUUAUUCGCUUCGUUUUACAUGCAGAGCAAAUAUACAAAAACAACGAGCGACAACUAAACUCAUCGCGCUGUUAGCCUAUUUGGUGGAAAUCUUAGUCAAUGAGCGAACAAGGAAUUGUUUUUCAAGAUAGCCUAUCUAUCCACGCCCAUUAUUAAGAAACUAAACUUUCGUAGGCUACGUUGGGUAGAGCAGGUGUUGUCGUUCACGAAGCUUCGUAGGCUUGUAUUGUAUGUCCUUGUAUGCGCUUAAGAAAAAUGGCAGAAGCCACUCAGAGUAAUCAGGACCUUUUUACAUGUCCUGUUUGUCUUGAUCUACUGAGGGAUCCAGUCACUCUUCACUGUGGACACCGUUACUGCACGGGCUGCAUUAAGGACUGCUGGGAUCAGGAAGAUCAGAAGGGAGUCUACAGCUGCCCCCAGUGCAGACAGACGUUCACUCCGAGACCCGUUUUAAACAAAAAGAAUAUUUUUGCUGAGGUUGUGGAACAAUACAGGAAGAGCAGAAUUCAACCUGUUGUUCCUGCUCCUGUUGUAUGUGCUGGAGCUGGAGAUGUGGAGUGUGACGUCUGCACUGGGAGAAAACUCAAAGCUGUGAAGUCCUGUCUGGAAUGUCUGGUGUCUUACUGUGAAACUCACUAUAAAGCUCACAACGAUGUUAAUCCUAGACGAAAACACAAGAUGGUGGAUGCCACUGGUCAGCUACAGGAGAGGAUCUGCACCCAGCAUGAGAAGCCUCUGGAGGUGUUUUGCCGUACAGAUCAAACGUGUGUGUGUUUGCUCUGUGUGAUGGAUGAACACAAAGGCCAUGACACUGUGUCAGCGUCUGCAGGGAGAAAGGAGGAACAGACACACUUGGGAGAGACCCAGAGGAGAUUUCAGCAGAGAAUCCUGGAGAGAGAGAAGGAGCUGCAGGAGCUGAGGAAGGCUGUGGAGACACUCAAGAGUUCUGCACAGACAGCAGUGGAGGACAGUGAGAGGAUCUUCACUGAGAUGAUCCGCUCCAUUGAGAGAAGGCGCUCUGAGGUGACAGAGCUGAUCAGAGGUCAGGAGAAGGCUGAGGUGAGUCAGGCUGAAGAACAUCUGGAGCAACUGGAGCAGGAGAUUGCUGAGCUGAAGAGGAGAGAUGCUGAGCUGGAGCAGCUUUCACACACAGAGGACCACAUCCAUUUCCUCAAGACAUUCCAGUCAGUGAGCAGCACACCUGAGACUAAAGCCGUGUCCAGUACCUGUGUUGACCAAAGCCUUUCUUUUGAGGCUGUGAAGAAAUCUGUCUCCUCACUAAAGGGGCAGCUGGAGGAUUUCUGCAAAGAGGAACUCAUGAAGAUAUCUGCCGCAGUGGCUAAAGUUCAGGCUAUGUUGCUUCCUGAACCUACAACCAGAGAGGAAUUCCUACAAUAUUCCUGUCACUUCACUCUGGAUCCAAACACAGCUAAUGGACUCCUCUAUCUGUCUGAGGGGAACAGGAGGGUGGAGCGGAGCGAUACGUCCCAGGCAUAUCCUGAUCACCCAGAGAGAUUUAAUAUGUAUGCUGAGGUGCUGUGUAGGGAGGGUGUGUCUGGACGCAGCUACUGGGAGGUGGAGCGGAGUGGGAAUGUUGAUAUAGCAGUCUCAUAUAAAAGCAUCAGCAGGAGGGGUCAUGAGUCUUGGUUUGGAGGUAGUGACCAGGCCUGGAUGCUGUGCACCUACUGCUCCAGCUCCAGCUGCUCUUUCUAUCACAGCAAAAAACAGACUAAACUCCCUCUAGUGGCCAGCUCCAGAAUAGGAGUGUAUGUGGAUCACAGGGCAGGAACUCUGGCCUUCUACAAUGUGUCUGACACAAUGACCCUCCUGCACAGAGUCCAGACCACAUUCACUCACACACUCUACCCUGGGUUUUAUAUCUCAGGUGUGAAAUCAUCAGUGAAGCUGUUGUGAGUGUUGUCAGUUGGGUAUUGGUCUGGUAUGAGCUGCAUGGCCCCUGCUGCAGUAGGAGGCAUUAGUGGUUCAGCUUUGGGAACUGGGCUCAGACUCCUCACAGAUACACAGAGGAAGAGGAAGGAUACGUAGUGUAGUGUAGCAUAAAUGUCCAAGUUCAUAUAAUGGUCAGUAUGGUAUUGUAACAUAAAAAUGUAAGUUUGAAUGUUUGCUUAAAGGUUUCAGGUUGUGGUUCGCUUGUACAAGUCUUACACAGUCGUGUGUUACCAUUUGCACUAAGACAAUAUUUUUACAAAAAGUGUUUAACAUUUCUUGUUUUACUACAUUGAUACAGACCAAGGAAUACCAAAACACUCUGAAUGUAAUCAGCUGUGAAUGUAAAGUCAGCGUCUGAUUGUCCUGUCUGUCUGCAUAAAUAAAGGUUUGUUU